CGGGACGAUUCCAAGUUCUCGCUGAGGCCCAGCCACCCGCCCCCUUCGUUUUGCAUUGGCGUUGAAAGCGGCGCAGAAACCGGAUCCUUCACCUAGCUUGGCCUGCCAAUCUGUCCGACAUGUCAGGACCGGUGCCAAGCAGGGCCAGAGUUUACACGGACGUAAAUACACACAGACCCCGGGAAUACUGGGAUUAUGAAUCGCAUGUGGUCGAAUGGGGAAAUCAAGAUGAUUACCAGCUAGUCCGGAAACUGGGCCGAGGCAAAUACAGUGAAGUCUUCGAAGCCAUCAACAUCACAAAUAAUGAAAAAGUAGUUGUUAAAAUCUUGAAGCCUGUGAAAAAGAAGAAAAUCAAGCGUGAAAUCAAAAUCUUGGAGAACCUGCGAGGCGGCCCAAACAUCAUCACGUUGGCGGAUAUAGUGAAAGAUCCUGUGUCUCGGACUCCGGCCUUGGUUUUUGAACAUGUAAACAACACAGAUUUCAAGCAAUUGUAUCAAACGCUAACAGACUACGACAUUCGGUUCUACAUGUAUGAAAUUUUGAAGGCGCUGGACUACUGUCACAGUAUGGGAAUCAUGCAUAGAGAUGUUAAACCCCACAACGUUAUGAUUGACCACGAGCACAGAAAGCUGCGGCUAAUAGACUGGGGUUUGGCAGAAUUCUACCAUCCUGGCCAAGAGUACAACGUUCGCGUGGCUUCCAGAUAUUUCAAAGGCCCUGAGCUCCUUGUAGAUUAUCAAAUGUACGAUUAUAGCCUGGAUAUGUGGAGCUUGGGGUGUAUGCUGGCCAGCAUGAUCUUCCGGAAGGAGCCCUUUUUCCAUGGCCACGACAACUACGAUCAGCUGGUGAGAAUAGCCAAAGUUCUGGGGACGGAAGACCUGUACGACUACAUCGACAAAUACAACAUAGAACUUGACCCCCGUUUCAACGAUAUCUUGGGCAGGCACUCCCGGAAGCGAUGGGAACGCUUCGUGCACAGCGAGAACCAGCACUUGGUCAGCCCAGAGGCCCUGGAUUUCCUAGACAAAUUGCUGCGAUACGAUCACCAGUCCCGGCUCACAGCAAGAGAAGCAAUGGAGCACCCUUACUUUUACCCCAUAGUGAAGGACCAGGCUCGGAUGGGCUCAGCCAGUAUGCCGGGGAGUAGCACUGCCGUCAGCAGCGCCAGCAUGUUGUCAGGGAUUUCUUCAGUGCCAACGUCUUCACCUCUCGGGCCUCUGGCGGGCUCGCCUGUGAUCUCUGCUGCCAACACCCUAGGGAUGCCAGUUCCAGCAGCCGCGGGAGCCCAGCAGUAGACGACCGCUGCCUGUCUCCUGGACGCCUGACCAGAGCUGGGUCGGGCCAGAGGACCUUGCUCCGCUCCUCCUGCCGGACAGCCGCUGCUCAUGCCCAGCGCAGGGGGGAGAGAAGAAGGUUGGGGCAUGGAAUGCUUUGGAGGGACGAUGUCUGAACAGUUGCUUGUGGAUUUAUAGUAGGUCAGUCAUUAAAAAAAAAAGAAUAGCCCAUUUCUCCCCCCACCCCCCUUUUUUUUACUUGAACUUUUUGUAACUCAGGGGAAUCCCUGAGAGAAGCCCAUGGAGGGAGCGUUUUGCGGACGGUUCUUCCUCGCUCUGCUCCCCUUUUACCUGAGACGAGCCAGCCCCUGAUCUACGGGCCCUCCUCUUGCUGAUUCUGGGCUUUCCUCUUCGGCCGGUUCUCGCCCGUUCGGAAAGGAGGAAGCCCCUGCGUGUUUUUUUUCCCCCACUGGGGGCUGCCAUAUCUGGGCUGCAAGGUCAGGAAGCAGGGGUCCUUAAGUACUUACCUGCGCUAACACCUUUGCACGCUGCACCGAAGCGUAGCCGACGGGUGCAGCCGGAGAGGAUGCCAUUUGCAGAGAGCGCUUACUGGGGUUAGGGGAAAAAAGCCGGUGGCAGAAAUUCUGCAGCUGAGAAAAUGGGCCGUUUGGAUCGGGAGUGAGUUCUUUUCUCCCCCCGCUUAUCGGCGUCAAUCCAAAGUCUCCUGGUUGCUAAUGCGUUUAGAGGGAAGGCCAACCACUACCUCCACGGAACGUGUUCUGUGUAGGGCCAGGCUGUAUAUUCCGAUGAGUGGCUUUCUGCUGCCCCCCCCUCCUCCCAUCAAGGGGCCAGUGAUUUCCCUUGUUCGGGAUUCUGGAAAGGGACGUGCCGCUAAACUGUCGCUAAAAAAAAACGCUGACUCCGGGCUGCAUGCCUCCAACCACACUGGACCACGCAAACUGAUCUGGCGGCUUCAGCCACCUGCCUUCCUCCACGUGCCAUGAGAUGAGAGACGUCCUCGUGUGCUGGAUCCCGUUUGGAAGACCACGGUUCACCGUCUUGUAAAUAGACCCCCCGAAGACAAGAAGUGAACAGCCUGUGACUCUCUGGAAAGAGGGAGACCUUCCAGAGAUACUAACUGCGGAGAACACCUGCGGACCCCCUGGCGUGUAUAUAGUAAAUCUUGUCCUUCCUCUCCGAACGAUGCAAUGUUGGAACUUCUCACGGUGUAAAUAAACUUACUUUUUAAAAAAUUAACUUAUGAAGGGGUUAGGUUUAAGUUGCUUGUGCCGAGGGUCUCGCCGAGCCGGCGUUGCAUUCCGUUUCCACGCUUCGCGGCCUCCUGACCACAAGUAAGUUUGAAGGUCUCUUCGUGUUUGCCCCCUGCGCGGGGGGGGGGGGGGCGUAGUCUGCAAGCGGCACGAAGAAGCCGUGCCUUACACGGAGCAGCUCUCGAGAUCAGCAGAAAGGAUCCUUGGGGGUACUUUUUCCUUUCACGCUCGGCUGCACUGCUAUUUUAGGAUGGGGAGGGGCUAGGCAACGGAAGCACGCCCCUGGUUCCUUGCUCCCACAGUUCUUAGAGUUCAAGCCACUGAUGGGACUGAAAGGACGUUUUCCCUCAUUCAACAACUGCCGGAAGAGACGUCUCUCUCUCCGGGAACCCGAUGAGCUGGUCUUAGGAACAGUCGCCACUUCCUUACGGGGUCUUGUAGGGCUUUUGGUAACCCGCGUAGUCCUUACUGUGUUGCUUAAUAUCCUUCUGCUUGAAUUUGGACACUGGAGGGUAUGGGGCGCGCAGGAAUAAAUCACAAAGUGAGGAAGGCGGAAUCCUGAAAUUUCCCUCUGGUCUCCCCGCCCCCUUCCACCGGAAAACAAUAUUGCAGACUUGUGAGUUUGUAUAAUCACAGAUCUGCUCUUUGCUCACGGGGGGAGACUCUUGGCGGUGGGGUGGUCACGAUGCAUUCUUGCCCCCGCUUUUGGCGAUCUUUGCUCAAUAGUUUCACUAGCGGGGAGCCUUCACAGGAUUCCUAAGGAAGUGACCCUUUUAAUUUGGUGAGCACAGCCUACGUGGAAGCCCUCCGGAGCGUCGUAGCAACUGGGCGAGUCUAAUAGGGAGAAACCCACAAACGGCUGCGACACGUGACCAGCAACCACCGAACCUCAAAGUACCUAAAUGAGACUGGAAAGGUUUUUUUUAGUCCGGGGCGUAACACAAACCACUCCCCCCCCCCCUCUCUACAAAGUGCUGAACGCCACCCCUGCUGCCCGGACAGGCAAGCGACGCCGAAAACGGGAGCACGGGGGAAAUAGCUGAUCGUCGACAACGUCUAUGUUGUAAAUUACCUCAUCUGUAUACCUUGUCUCAGAACCCUUCUUUUUAAUUUCUCAGCACUUCCUGAUUUUUGCUGCAUUGUGUUAGGCAGGGCGGGGGAAAAAAAAAUCCAGACGUCAAUAUAAUAAAGUCUUGGCAAUUUUUUAAAAAAGGGUUUUUUUUUUAAAGAAAACAAAAGGUUUUUAAAAUCUUGUUUGAAGUGAUUUUCUUUUGUUGAAAUUUUAGAGUUUGGGUUAUUUUCCUUUGGAAUUUAUUGGUUGUAAUUGUAUUGUAAUUGUUUGGGGGGAAAAAACAAACGAACUAACCCUUAACUGUGCUGGGAAGAAGUUGUGCCAUGGAGGUCUUUAAUUUUUUUUAAUAAAACCGUUGAAACAAAA
This is a messenger RNA of Sphaerodactylus townsendi, 3983 nucleotides long. It is a transcript of the gene CSNK2A1, whose product is annotated as casein kinase 2 alpha 1. The coding region runs from base 120 to 1295 and encodes 391 amino acids. Gene Ontology annotation, molecular function: protein serine/threonine kinase activity; ATP binding. Gene Ontology annotation, biological process: protein phosphorylation. The transcript is spliced from 12 exons. Gene Ontology annotation, cellular component: protein kinase CK2 complex; nucleus; cytosol. The record is from RefSeq and is a predicted model, not a curated record. NCBI's taxonomy places the organism in Eukaryota, Metazoa, Chordata, Lepidosauria, Squamata, Sphaerodactylidae.